Molecule: messenger RNA, 1617 nt
Organism: Mycena indigotica
Lineage: Eukaryota; Fungi; Basidiomycota; Agaricomycetes; Agaricales; Mycenaceae
Product: F-box domain-containing protein
Exons: 1
Coding region: 1-1617 (538 amino acids)
Molecular function (GO): protein binding
Source: RefSeq, a predicted model, not a curated record
AUGAACCUCUUCCUACGACCCCGCAGACGCAAUACUGUCCAAGACAAAUUGGUAGACGGUAUCUCCGUGCUUCCCUCCGAAAUAUGGCCCGAAAUACUCGGUUAUCUCGACGAUGCGACCUUACUCUCUGCCGCUCACGUUUGCCGCACCUUCAACCGGACUUGCAGCGAGCUUCAUAUGUUGCGAUAUGGAGCCUCGUUAUGCCAGCUUGAAGCAGGCACCGCUGUAAUUCGUUAUCCUACUCCUCAAGCUCUCACUUCACUUCGGACCUCCCUCCACCUCCAGCCGAACCUGAAACUUCUUUCCUGCCGAUUGGUAGUCGACGAGACUUUCUUUGCCACUCUGGGAAGCCUGUGCCGUACCGUAGAAAGACUACCAAAGCUGGAGGCGGUUCAUUUCGGUGUCAAACAGACCGGUUGGCUGCAAAAAUGUCACUUGGACCAAUACGCCAAUCUCUUCCACGACCUCAUGUUUGCGAUGACUUCGAAAGGCGAUGGUCAUGUCGUUCAUAUCGACCCUGGGACGCGCCACGACCCGAAUGGCGUUCCUCGGGGGCGUAUAUCCGUUUCGUCGACCAGAAAUCUCUGCCACGAACAGAUGACUCCAAUAUAUCGGCCGCUGCCUCGGCCAAAUCCCCUUGCACGACUGGGUGCUUUUCUUGGCCUCAGAAAAUUGACCCGAAACCGCACACGUAUCGCCGUUCCAACCGUAGAACUUUCCAACAAGGCAAACGAGAAACAAGCCCGAGAAUGGCUCCUCCAGAUCGAGCGAAAGUCGUGGUGCGAUAUCGCCGAAUUCGAGCACGUGAUCGUCGGCAUUAUCGACAUCGGAACAAAAAACCAAACAGAGAGGCUGGCGGUAGCUGCGGUGAAUCCACAUCGCACUCUAUCGCUCCGCAUUCGACGGACCCGGUGGUGUGGUCGAUAUGCUAAAUAUCAACACCAGCGACUGAUCAACGAGGCUCUCCCGUAUCUUCACCUGCCUCAUCUCAAAUCCGUCAGCAUUGACGCUAUGAACCUCGACUCCACUGUGUUCACGAGAUUUUUGACGCGCCAUGCCGAGACCCUAGAGCAGCUCUCUUCAGAGGCAAUCGGGGUCGAGCCUCAUUAUCCGCAUCUCAAUCUUGACACGGCGAUUUUUUCUGUAAAACCUCUCCCCAACGUGUCGUAUCUCAGAGCGCGGUCAUGUGCUGGUCUGCUUCCGCUCCUGAAGUCAAUCUCAUCCACGGAGCCAUGCACAUUAGAAGUCACCUUCGAACGCUGGAAUCCGCUACUCAAGCAAGCCCGCCUCCCCAUACUGCUGGCUGCCGAACGGGCCCUUCUCCAUCGAAUCGCCACGCGCACCGGCGUCACCACGCUCAAAAUUUCGGUCGAACUCGCCGACAAACCGACGCUGGACGAAAUCGACAUCGCACUUGCCAGAUCGCUCCGCUGCGUAUCCACCGUCCACUUGAGCUGCAUGAACGUGGGGGUGCUAGGCUGGCUAUCGUACCUUCCCGCCCUGAAGGUGUUGCUUGUCGACAGAGAGAGCCCCAUCCAGCCUACGGAUGAAGGGGUAUUUCUGGAUCGCGCUCAAGCUAUGUUUUCUGAGAGGGGUGUUUCCGUUGCUCUCCACUGA